AUCAUGGAGAAGAUGAUCAUGGUGUCCACGACGGCGAUGGACCUAUUGCUUCCGAUCCAUCAUGGUGCGAUGUUUUCGCUGCUGCGGCAAAGAACGUCAUCGCUGAAGUCUUUGCGCACGCCAAGACGCCUGUAGAAACGCGACGACAGUUGCAGAAGAACAAAAUGAGACGCGAGGCGGCACGCCAGACAAGAAGAACCAAGGUAGUUCGUCAAACUACUGUUACAGCAACUCGUGACGUCCAGCUCCAGAACCAUGAUGAUCAUCGCGUGACCAAAACCGUCUCGGGAGGAGCUUCUCCUUUUGUCUCAGCUGCGUCAGCAAUGCAGG
This is a messenger RNA of Amoebophrya sp. A25, 330 nucleotides long. The record is from the annotation of a GenBank genome assembly. NCBI's taxonomy places the organism in Eukaryota, Dinophyceae, Syndiniales, Amoebophryaceae.